AUCGAUCGAUGGGAUAUUUAAUCUAGCUCUGCUUUCAUCUUUAAUCAUUCGCGAUUUAGUGCCUAUAUUUAACACAGUUCCUCAUUCUGAAGUGAUGUAAAAAGUUUCAGCGAUAAUGUUGAAGACACUUAGUUUCAGUUUCGCUCACGAUCAGGUGUUGCAGUGUUUGACAUUAACAAGGACGAAGAAGCUGAUUUUGAGACUGCUAUACACCAUGCACGCUAUGGGAGGUUCCAGAGAUUCCUUCUUGGGGUAUGUGGCCUUGUUUACGCUACUUGUGCCAUCAGUACCACAACCCUUUCUUUUGUCCUACCCUCAGCAGAGUGCGACUUUCACUUGUCUUCCAGUGACAAGGGAAAACUUUCAGCGACGCCCCUCGUAGGUAUGAUUUUUGGAUGCUGUGUUUGGGGGUUAGUUGCCGAUUCCAAAGGAAGGAGAACUGCGAUAAUGUGCUCUCUUCUAGUAGACUUUCUAGCAGGGUUCAUAUCAGCCUUCGCACAGACUUAUCCAGUAUUCCUGAUCUGUAGGUUUUUCAAUGGUUUUGGAAUUAUAGGUGCCACAAGUAUCAUUUUCUCCUACCUAGGGGAGUUUUUGCCAAAUAAGAAGCGUGAUCGAGUUCUUGGAAGACUAGAACUUUUCUGGAAUGUAGGAAUGAUCAUUUUGCCAGGUAUUGCCUGGGUUUUGCUUAAUAAGAACACAUUCGACACUUUCGCCAGAUUGCAUUUUUACAAUCCUUGGAGGAUUUUCGUGCUAAUUUGUUGCUUGCCAAGUCUGCUAAGCUUGGUGUGCUUGUAUUUCUUGCCAGAGACUCCAAAGUAUUUGAUUUCGAAGAAGCGGUACCAGAAUGCUAUCAAGGUCUUCCAGAGGGUCUAUAGGAUCAAUACUAGGAAGCCUCUCAACACAUUUCCGAUUACUUCCCUGUCAGGAGAGGGAAACAACAACGAAAAAAGUUUUGCAAAUAAUAGCGAUUCUCAUUAUUUCGAACGUUGGAGAGAAAAUUUGAUCAGUGGCUUGGAAGAUCUCAAGGAAUUAUGUACCCAACCUUUUCUCAAAUACUUGAGCAUAACAGCGAUCUCAGAUUUUGGACUAAUGGCCAGUUACUACACUCUUAUAAUGUGGUUCCCAGAAAUUUUCGAGAGAUUCAACAACUUCGAAAGCUCUCAUGGUGGCCAGAAAGCUGGAAUCUGCGAAGUAUCUCAGCUUGGCAACUACAAUGAAACCCUUCAGUAUUCACAAAAAUUGUGUGAACCCUCUGUCAAUGACAGGGUGUUCAUUGAGACCAUCAUUAUAGGUUUGAGCUGUAUACCCUCAUCCAUAUCGUUGAGUUACUUCAUGGCCAAACUUGGAAAGAAGUAUGUUUUAGUGAUUAGUUUGUUCUUAGCUGGACUUUCAACUUUAGCAUUGAACUGGGUGUCUAGCUCAGAAGAAACACUAGUAUUAUCUGCUAUAUUUGAGGCACUCACCAGUAUUUUGGAAGCUGUACUCUUCUGCGUGGUUGUGGAAUUGUUUCCCACAAAUUUGAGAGCUCCAGCUUUAGCAAUCACAGCUACAGCUGGUAGAAUAGGAGCUAUUUUUGGAAAUAUAGUAUUUGGUACACUCAUUGAUAUUCAAUGCAGCGUACCAAUCUACCUUUUUGGUGUUUUACUAGUUGGAAGUGGUAUACUGACUUUGGGCAUUCCACAAUCAGAGGAUUAUUUCGUCCUAGUCUGAAUUUUCUUCGUCUCAUUUCUUGAUGAAAUGUAUCGACAAUUAUGACUGACAUUCAGUUAUUAAUUAUUCAUUUUAUUUUAUUGUCCAUAAGGACUACUUAAUCUAUAUGUAUUUUCAUUUUUGAAUAUAACUUAUUUAUAUGGAA
Messenger RNA from Harmonia axyridis, 1855 nucleotides. RefSeq names its product synaptic vesicle glycoprotein 2C-like. The coding region runs from base 385 to 1710 and encodes 441 amino acids. The record is from RefSeq and is a predicted model, not a curated record. Gene Ontology annotation, molecular function: transmembrane transporter activity. Gene Ontology annotation, biological process: transmembrane transport. Lineage: Eukaryota; Metazoa; Arthropoda; Insecta; Coleoptera; Coccinellidae. Gene Ontology annotation, cellular component: membrane. The transcript has 11 exons.